AUGAAACACCUGCACGGGAACCUCGGCAGCUGCGUGCGGACCUACUGCAGCAAGGGCAACCCGUUCGAGAAGGUGCGGAGGAAGCUGGGCCAGGGGGACCUGAGUUACUACGACCUGAACGAGCUGCACGACAGCAGGAUAAGGAGUCUGCCCUACUCCAUCCGAAUCUUGCUCGAAUCUGCUGUGCGCAAUUGUGACAAUUUGAAGGUUACAGAAGAGAACGUAGAAACGAUCCUAUCCUGGAGGGAUAACUGCCGGAAGAAGAAGGAGGUGCCGUUUAUGCCUGCGAGGGUACUUCUGCAAGACCUGACCGGAGUCCCCUGUAUAGUAGAUUUGGCCACGAUGAGAGACACAGCGGCAAUGCUGGGUGGAGAUGCAAAUAAAAUAAAUCCACUAAUCCCAGUCGAUUUAGUAAUUGACCAUUCCGUCCAAGUGGAUCAUAGUAGGAGUCCCGAAGCAAGGGAAUUAAAUGAAAAGAAAGAAUUUGAAAGAAAUUUGGAGCGAUUUAAAUUUCUAAAAUGGGGCAUGCACUCAUUUAAAAAUAUGCUAAUAUUACCACCCGGUUCCGGGAUAGUGCACCAAAUAAAUUUAGAAUACUUAGCGCACUGUGUUUUUAAUAACCAGGGGAUGCUAUACCCAGACAGUUUAGUCGGGACGGAUUCUCACACCACCAUGAUAAACGGGUUAGGAAUUCUAGGAUGGGGAGUAGGAGGCAUAGAAGCAGAAGCAACCAUGUUAGGCUUGCCCAUAUCAAUGACUCUGCCAGAGGUAGUAGGGAUAAACGUCGUUGGGAAGUUAUCGGACCAUUUGCUAAGCACCGACGUUGUUCUGUACAUCACAUCCUUCUUAAGAAAAGAAGUGGGUGUGGUAAAUAAGUAUGUAGAAUUCUUUGGGCCCAGUUUGAAAGAUUUAAAGCUAGGCGAUAGAGCAACCAUUGCGAAUAUGGCCCCAGAGUAUGGAGCCACCGUGGGUUUCUUUGGCGUGGAUGAUACUACCUUAGAGUAUUUGCUACAGACGGGGCGAGAUAAGGAGAAGGUAACCCUAAUCAGGGAGUACCUCAUAAAAAACGCUCUCUUCAACGACUAUAUGGACCAUAUAGAAUACACAGAUGUGUAUACGUUAGAUCUGUCCAAAUUGAGUCUGUCUGUGUCUGGGCCGAAGAGACCACACGACAAUGUGUUGCUUUCUAACCUGCACACUGAUUUUAGCGCCUGUUUGGAAUCCCCAGUGGGCUUCAAAGGGUAUGACGUGCCAGAGGAGGAGAGAGAGAAGGUAAUUCCCUUUUCCUAUAAGGAUGAGAAGAGGUACACUCUCACACAUGGCAGUGUAGUACUCGCGGCCAUCACUUCAUGCACCAACACGAGUAACUCCUCCUCGAUGAUAGCAGCUGGGUUGUUGGCGAAGAAGGCAGUAGAGCACGGAAUUGAGGCAAUCCCAUAUAUUAAAAGUUCCCUUUCCCCGGGGUCCAAAACGGUGCAGAAGUAUUUAGAAGCAGGGGGGCUUCUCCACUACUUAGAAAAACUAGGCUUCUACAACGUCGGCUUUGGGUGCAUGACGUGCAUAGGGAACAGUGGCCAUCUAGACAAGGAGGUGGAGGACGUCAUCAAUGAGAAUGACCUUAUCUGUUCCUCCGUUCUGUCCGGCAAUAGAAACUUCGAAGGGCGUAUACACCCACUGGUGAAGGCAAACUACCUGGCUUCUCCAGUCCUAGUCGUGCUGCUGAGCCUGAUAGGCAACGUCAAUGUGGAUGUUGCAUCUUACACGUUCACUGGAAAAGGGGGAAUACAAAUUAAAGCCCUUGAUUUGAUUCCCAAAAAGGAGGAAAUCAAUGCGUAUGAGGAGCAGUACCUCAAACCGCAAAUGUACACGGAUAUUUAUAAAAACGUAAAAUACGUCAACCAAUAUUGGAAUGAUAUAAAGAUAAAGAAAGAGAAGCUCUACGAAUGGGACGCCAACUCGACGUACAUUCAUAAGCCCCCUUUUUUUGAACACAUGAAAGUAGAGGCAGAAAAAAUCCACGACAUUAAGAAUGCCCAUAUGCUGCUACUCCUGGGGGACAGCAUCACCACUGAUCAUAUCUCCCCUGCGGGGAUGAUUCACAAAAGUUCGGAGGCGUACAAAUUUUUGAAAUCCAAAAAUGUAAAAGAUGAAGAUUUGAAUACCUAUGGGGCUAGGAGGGGCAAUGACCAAGUCAUGGUACGAGGGACCUUUGCCAACAUCAGGCUCAUAAACAAAUUGUGCCCCGAUAAGGGACCCAACACUGUGCAUAUUCCUUCGAAGCGGUUAAUGUCCGUUUACGAAGCCGCCAUGCAAUAUAAACAAGACAACGUGGACGUCAUCGUCGUUGCUGGGAAGGAAUACGGGUGUGGUAGCUCCAGAGAUUGGGCAGCUAAAGGGUCCUACCUCCUGGGAGUGAAAGCCAUCCUCGCCGAGUCCUUUGAGCGUAUCCACAGAAGCAACCUCGUCGGCAUGAGCGUCCUUCCUCUGCAGUUUUUGAACAACGAAAGUGCUGCUUACUACAAUAUGGACGGCACGGAGACCUUCUCCAUUGCGCUGAAUCAGGGCGAGCUCCGGCCCCAGCAGCACAUACAGGUCCAGAUGACCCAGCGGGGCAAGACCACCUCCUUCGACGUCCUCUGCAGAAUCGACACAGAGAUAGAAGUCAAGUACUUUAAGAAUGGCGGCAUAUUGAAGUACGUUUUGCGCUCCCUCGUGAAGGGGUAG
This is a messenger RNA of Plasmodium vivax (malaria parasite P. vivax), 2724 nucleotides long. RefSeq names its product aconitate hydratase I, putative. Gene Ontology annotation, molecular function: 4 iron, 4 sulfur cluster binding; aconitate hydratase activity. Gene Ontology annotation, cellular component: cytosol; mitochondrion. Gene Ontology annotation, biological process: tricarboxylic acid cycle; citrate metabolic process. NCBI's taxonomy places the organism in Eukaryota, Apicomplexa, Aconoidasida, Haemosporida, Plasmodiidae. The record is from RefSeq and is a predicted model, not a curated record. The transcript has a single exon. Bases 1 to 2724 code for a protein of 907 amino acids.